Paramisgurnus dabryanus is the source of this 1748-nucleotide messenger RNA. It is a transcript of the gene calhm2.1, whose product is annotated as calcium homeostasis modulator family member 2, tandem duplicate 1. Gene Ontology annotation, cellular component: plasma membrane. Gene Ontology annotation, molecular function: monoatomic cation channel activity. The record is from RefSeq and is a predicted model, not a curated record. NCBI's taxonomy places the organism in Eukaryota, Metazoa, Chordata, Actinopteri, Cypriniformes, Cobitidae.
GAGAUGACUCACAGCUGUAUGCGCGGAUCGCGCAUUGCGCGCUAAAAUAAACGCGUCCUUUCUACAACAUCGGCUACAUAUAUCAACUUUGCUUUAAACACUUCUCUUACGGUAUACUUUUGGUUAGAUGUGUUUUGAACUUUGUAGAUGUUCAGCGAGACCAUUUGUACUUCCUGGCAUGUAAGUCUUUCAAAUGUGUUUCAGUAACUAAUUUGGGCUCAGUAACUAGGCGCUCUGACGAAACUUUCCUCAAAAGCGGCUUUCUCUCUUAUAUAUUGCAAGUGCAUGUAAUAAUUUUCUUAAAAAUACACUUUAAUAUCUGCAUGUUUUUGUUUAUUUAAACAUUUUAUUCUUUUAAUUGCGCUCUUUUUGUUUUGCUCCGAUUUUCUUGCAUAGUUGUGUUAUGGAAAAAAAGGACAAAGCAGAUUAAAAUUAGUCUUCGUCGGUGUUUUACCGUUGGUCAAAUUUACAUUUUAAAGGACUUACUGUUCAAUCUAAGAUGUCUGCAGUCAUAUCAGAGUAUUUCAAAUUUGUUGCACUCUUCUUCAAGAGUAAAGAUGUUGUGAUCUUUAAUGGACUUAUAGGUUUAGGAACCAUAGCCAGUCAGUCGGUAUACAACAUAUUUGCGUUUAACUGUCCAUGUUCACCAACAAAGAAUUACAUCUAUGGAGUGACUGCCAUCGGUGUACCCGCCCUUGCUUUCUUUGUUAUUGGGGUGAUGCUCAAUAGAAACACCUGGGACGUUGUGUCUGAGUGCCGCACGAGAAAAUGCCGAAAACUGUCUGGGAGUGCUGCUUUUGCUUUGCUUGGCACCAUUCUGGGUAGAGCGGUUGUUGCUCCUGUCACCUGGUCUGUGAUUUCCCUCCUGAGAGGAGAAGCCUAUGUCUGUGCUUUUAGUGAGUUUAUAGAGCCCUCCACUUUGGACAAUUUCCCUCCAACUACAGAUGCUCCAAAAGUCAUGGCCCGGUUUCCAUGUAAGGAUUUACCUGUUCCGCUGAUGGCUUUCUAUGGAGAGGUUGAACGCCGGUUAAAGUAUGAAUCUCAGCUUUUGGGCUGGCUGCUGGUUGGUGUCUUCGCCCUCUCCAUCUUUCUACUUCUCUGUCUAAAAAACUGCUGUGCGGCCCUCGGCUAUCAGCAGGAGGCUUACUGGUCCCAGUUCCGUUCCAAUGAACAAGAACUUUUCCAGCGUACGGCUGAAGUGCACGCUAAAUAUCACGCUGCUGAAAAUGUCAAGAGCUUCUUUGGAUUUGUGGCAUUGGAAAAUCAGGAAAAGGAGCUUCUCACACAGUGUGGGGGUAUCAAGAGCGUCAUUCCCAGUGUGGAGUGGAACCGGAUCACAGGGGUUUACAUGUACAGAGAGAUCAAUGAUACACCCAUGUAUAGCCGUUUAAACAAAUGGGCCAAUUACACAGAUGAAAACGACUGUUAGUCGAUUAAAAAAUGACUGAACACGUGAAAUGGUGGUGGGUUUUCUCUAAAAUGCAUUAUGAAAUGUUUAUUUUUUAUUGGUUGAUUGGUUUGCUCAAUGUGGUAUUAUUUGGAACUGUAAACUGCAAUUCAGUCUUGCUGUUUUUGUUUUAUAUUUGUAUGGAGGAGUUUUGUUAAUGCUGGCAGAUUAAAUGGUUAUAUUUUGAUAACGCACAACUUUUUACUGUAGUAUCUUUUUUAAGAAAAAAAAAUGUACUCUCAGGUUGUGGUGACCUCUUGUUCUUCUUUGUUCACCAAUAAAGUGCCUUUGCUAUGAUAAA